This is a messenger RNA of Fusarium keratoplasticum, 2094 nucleotides long. RefSeq names its product Ubiquitin-like modifier-activating enzyme ATG7. Gene Ontology annotation, biological process: autophagy of mitochondrion; protein modification by small protein conjugation; autophagosome assembly. The transcript is spliced from 4 exons. Gene Ontology annotation, cellular component: phagophore assembly site; cytoplasm. Gene Ontology annotation, molecular function: Atg8 activating enzyme activity; Atg12 activating enzyme activity. The coding region runs from base 1 to 2094 and encodes 697 amino acids. Lineage: Eukaryota; Fungi; Ascomycota; Sordariomycetes; Hypocreales; Nectriaceae. The record is from RefSeq and is a predicted model, not a curated record.
AUGGCUGCGAAGCCCCUGCAGUUCGCGACUUUUACGUCCGAGAUAGAGCUGCCGUUCUACUCGGCGCUCUUCGGCUCAAAGCUCGACCAUGACAAGCUCGACGACUCGGCGCGUAGCGUACUGGGACUCUACGAGCCGCGGCUGGAAGACCCCGAGUCUAGCUGUCGCAUGCAGAUCCUAGGAAAUGCUCUCACGAGCGGCAGAACUAAUGCGCCCAGUCCGCCUCUUGGGACGAUGAGGGCCGAGGGUAUUAUUAGGAACGUCAACACGCUCGAGGAUUUUAAGAACAUGGAUAAGUCUGCCAUGAUUAAGACCGCUGGUCGACAGGUCUGGGACGCGAUCAAAGAUGGUAGCAUCUACUCUGUUCCGUCACUCCUCUCGUCAUUUGUCAUCCUCUCCUACGCCGACCUCAAAAAGUACAAGUUCACAUACUGGUUCGCUUUCCCGGCCCUUCACUCCGAUCCUUCCUGGAAACGAUCCGGUCCGGCCGAGCACCUCAACGCCGAGGAGAGUACAGCUCUCGUGGAUAGAGUUGGGACAUGGAGGUACAGCGUGGAUGCUCGUGAGCAUGGUUUCUUCUUGGCCAAGAAAGUGCACGGAGCCCACCAACAGACUGAGGAUACCGACGCCUCUCACAAUCUUCCUUACAAGUGGGAAGUUGGCUCCCUUCGAGAUUUCGAGGACGGUUUCUUCAACCAGGUUCCCGAGGAGGACCAGUAUGUCGCCUUUGUCGACCCUUCAACAUACCCCGAGGGACCUGGGUGGCCCCUGCGGAAUUACCUGAUUCUCAUUCGGCAGAGGUUUCGUUUGACAAAGGUCAAGAUCCUCUGCUACCGAGAUACCUGGGCUAGGAGGCACGAGGCGCGAAGUGUGAUCCUUCCGAUUGAGAUGGACCCUGUCGAGAACCUGGAGAUCACCGAAAUGCCCAAGGUUACAGGCUGGGAGAGGUCACGAAACGGCAAACUCCAGGCUCAGCAGGUCAGCUUGAGCGAAUACAUGGAUCCCGCCCGGUUGGCCGAUAGCUCAGUUGAUCUGAACUUGAAGCUGAUGAAAUGGAGGAUUGCGCCAAAUCUGGACCUGGAAAAGAUCAAGAAUACAAAGUGCCUCCUCCUCGGCGCUGGCACUCUGGGGAGCUACGUUUCGAGAAACCUCAUGGGCUGGGGCGUCCGGAAGAUCACAUUUGUGGAUUAUGGAAGGGUCUCGUUUUCGAAUCCUGUGCGACAGCCACUCUUCGAGUUUACUGAUUGUCUCGAGGGUGGGAAGCCAAAGGCACCCCGGGCAGCUGAGGUACUCAAACAGAUCUACCCUGGUGUCGACAGUGAGGGACAUGCUUUGUCAGUUCCUAUGCUUGGACACCCAUUUACAGACGAGGCCAAGACGCGAGGAGACUAUGAGAAACUGGCAAAGCUCAUCGAUGAGCAUGAUGCUAUCUUCCUCCUCAUGGAUUCGAGAGAGUCUCGAUGGCUGCCAACUGUCAUGGGAAAGGCUGCGGGCAAGAUCGUCAUGAACGCAGCUCUGGGCUUUGACUCGUAUGUCGUGAUGCGACAUGGAAGCGAGACCAACGUUGAAGGUCAGGCACCACUUGGUUGCUAUUUCUGCAACGACGUUGUUGCUCCAGCAGAUUCACAGAAGGAUCAGACCCUUGAUCAGCAGUGCACCGUCACUAGGCCAGGCGUUGCAGCUAUUGCCUCUGCUCUUCUCGUCGAGUUGUUGACGAGCUUGCUUCAGCAUCCUCUGGGUAAAGAUGCACCAGCUCCGCAGCCAACACCAGGAGUGGUACCUGAGAGAGACCCCCCUGACCAUGCCUUGGGUCUGGUGCCGCACCAGGUCCGAGGAUAUGUGUCGACGUUCCAGAAUAUCGUCAUUCGGGGUCAGUCAUAUGACUGCUGCAGCGCAUGUAGUCCCAAGAUCCUUGAUGCUUUCCGCAAGGAUGGCUGGGGAUUUGUCAAGAAGGCGCUCCAGGAGAAGGACUAUGUUGCAGAGCUUUCAGGCCUGGCUGAGGUUCAGCGGAGAGCAGAGGAAAUGGCGGCUCAAGUUGACUGGGAGGAAGACGAUGACCUUGUAGAAGAAGAAGGAGAGGGAGAGUUGCUUUAG